This is a messenger RNA of Trichosurus vulpecula (common brushtail), 939 nucleotides long. Its product is annotated as olfactory receptor 6C2-like. The record is from RefSeq and is a predicted model, not a curated record. Gene Ontology annotation, biological process: G protein-coupled receptor signaling pathway. Lineage: Eukaryota; Metazoa; Chordata; Mammalia; Diprotodontia; Phalangeridae. Gene Ontology annotation, cellular component: membrane. Gene Ontology annotation, molecular function: G protein-coupled receptor activity; olfactory receptor activity.
AUGAGAAACCAAACAGGAAUAACAUUAUUCAUUUUUCGGGGAUUGACAGAUGACCCACAGCUGCAAGCUCUGCUUUUUAUAUUUCUGUUUCUGACAUACAUGUUGAGUGUAACUGGAAACUUGACUAUCAUCACCCUCACUUUGGUGGAUCCCCACCUUAAAACCCCCAUGUAUUUUUUUCUUAGAAAUUAUUCCUUCUUAGAAUUGUCAUUCACAACUGUCUGUAUUCCUAGAUUCCUGUACCACAUGUCAACUGGGAACUAUACUGUGACCUAUAAUGCAUGUUUCACUCAGUUUUUUUUUGGUAUCCUCUUUGGGGCCUCAGAAUUUUUUCUUUUAGCUGCCAUGUCCUAUGACCGUUACGUAGCUAUCUGCAAACCUAUGCACUAUACAGCCAUCAUAAACAACAGAGUCUGUAACCAGCUUCUCCUGGGUUGUUGGUUGUCUGGUUUGAUGAUCAUUGUUCCAGUACUUGGUGUGGGUCUUAAGUUAGAAUUCUGUGAUUCUAAUAUUAUUGACCAUUUUGUCUGUGAUACAUCACCACUGCUGGAGAUAUCAUGCUCUGAUACACAGUUCCUAGAUAGAAUGAUUUUAGCCUUGGCUGUGUUGACACUCGUCAUCACCUUAGGGUUAGUGGUUCUAUCCUACGCCUAUAUUGUCAGGACGAUUCUGAGAUUCCCUUCUGCCCAGCAAAGGAAAAAAGCCUUUUCCACUUGUUCCUCCCACAUGCUUGUUGUCUCCAUGACUUAUGGAACCUGCAUCUUCAUCUAUAUCAAACCCUCUGCAAAAGAAGGGGUGGCUACGAAUAAGGUGGUGUCUGUACUUGCAACCUCAGUGGCACCAGUAAUGAACCCCUUCAUAUAUACCCUAAGGAAUAAACAAGUGAUACAAGCUUUCAGAGAUACAUUCAAAAGGAUUGUAUUGAUUUCCAAGGUGUGA